AUGCUUACAGACUGUGGGAUGUUAGAGUUUCCUUUUACAGGGGACAUGCUUUCAUGGGUAGUGAAGAGAGCAGGACGUGUAAAUGUUCGAUGUCGUCUAGACAGAGCAGUAGGAAAUGCUGAUUGGCAUGAGAAGUUCCCACACUCUAAUGCCAAGUACUUGAGAUUAUGGGGAUCGGACCAUCGUCCGAUUUUUGCAAACAUACUGAAAAAGCCAACGAGAAGAUCAAAGAAAUUUAAAUUUGAUAGGAGAUGGCUAGACAAUGAAGAACUGAGGCAAGUCAUUCUUGAGGGAUGGAAAUUUCCUGAUCUGCCCCCCAAUGCAACUAUAAUGGAACAUAUUUCUAGUUGUCGAAAAGCCUUGAGUGAGUGGAGGAAACAACACAAUAUCAACUCGGCAAAGCUAGUGGAGGAGUUAAAGGAGAAAGUUGAGGGUUUAUAUGCAGACGACAAUGCAACGACGGAGGAAAUUGCAGCAGCGUUGAAGGAACUCUCUGAUGCUCUUAAGGCAGAAGAAAUGUUCUGGAAACAAAAGAGUAGAGUGUUUUGGCUGAGAGAGGGAGAUAAAAAUACCAAAUUUUUUCAUGCCUUAACGAAGCAAAGGAGAGCAAGGAACAAAAUCACGCAGCUUCGGGAUGUUGAUGGUAACAUAGUUGAGGAUGAGGAAGGCCUGGUAGCCAUUGCUACUAGCUAUUUUCGGCAAAUCUUUGAAUCAUCUACACCAGAAGACAUUGAAGAGGCGCUAUCUGAAGUUCCUACGACGAUCACAGGAUCAAUGAAUGACAGCCUCACAGCUCCUGUUUCUGAAUGGGAGGUUAAAUUAGCUCUCUUUGCUAUGCAUCCAGAUAAGGCGUCGGGACCAGAUGAGAUGACUGCACUUUUUUACCAACAGUUUUGGGAUAUAGUCAAACAGGAUUUAACUCUUAUGGUGAAUAAAUUCAUGUUUGAAGGACAUAUAGCCAAUGGUCUGAAUGAUACAAACAUAUGCCUUAUCCCGAAAACAACUAAGCCUAAUGAUAUGGCUCAGUUUCGACCCAUAAGCUUGUGUAAUUUUAGCUACAAGAUCGUCUCGAAGGUCUUAUGCCAGAGACUAAAGAAAGUCUUGCCAGGAUUGAUAUCAGAAACCCAGUCGGCCUUUGUUGCUGGAAGACAGAUUUCAGAUAAUAUCAUGAUUGCUCAAGAGAUGUUUCAUGCCCUACGAACUAAACCGAGUGGACGUAAUAAGAGGAUGGCCAUCAAGACGGAUAUGAGUAAGGCAUAUGAUAGGAUGGAAUGGUCGUUUAUCGAAGUUGUGAUGCGUAAGAUGGGAUUCUCUGAGACAUGGAUCACCUGGAUUAUGAGGUGCAUUACGUCGGUCAAAUACAAAGUUCUCAUGAAUGGGCAGCCAAGAGGGAAUAUUGUUCCAGGUAGAGCGCUCGUUAGCCUUCUCAAUCAUGCAGAGAACCAAGGGAAGAUAACGGGGAUGCGUAUUACACGCGCAUGUCCUUCGAGUCAAUGGAUGGACUGGUCGAUGGCUCUCAAAAGGGGAAAGGAAGUAAUGAUCAAAUCCAUUCUACUCGCUCUUCCGACAUACGUUAUGUCGACAUUUCUGCUCCCAUUGGAGAUUUGUGAAAACCUCGCUAGUGCCAUUGCACAAUUUUGGUGGAGCUCGAAUCCGCCAAAAAGAGGAAUACACUGGGCAAAAUGGGAAAAGGUUUGUUUACCAAAAGAGGAGGGCGGUAUUGGUUUUCGUUUAGUUCAUGAGUUCAAUCUAGCACUACUGGCAAAGCAAUUAUGGAGACUGGUCCAAUACCCUGAUUCACUGGUUGCCCGAGUAUUAAGGGGGAGAUAUUAUAGGAUGACCUCUCCACUGAGAGCGAUCUCUACUAGCAGCCCAUCAUAUGUGUGGACAAGCAUCUCCGCAGCAAGGAAGCUUUUACUGCUAGGAAUCAGACAGAAGAUUCACUCUGGCUAUGAUGUCAGGGUGUGGGAGGAUCCGUGGAUUCCAACAACACCUGCUAGACCAGCUAGACCUAUAGCGCCUGUGAUGCACCAAAACAUGAGAGUCAGUGACAUCAUUAAUCAGGAAUCAAAGGAGUGGGAUGCAGGGCUACUAGAUGAUUAUGUCCAUCCUGAUGAUAUACCACUCAUUCGCAGCAUGGCCAUAAGCUCUACUCAUCGCCGAGAUACUUUCUGCUGGAACUACACGAGGAAUGGCCAAUACACAGUCAAAUCUGGAUACUGGGUUGCUCAGAACCUGUUGAAGCAAGGAGAGGAAAAGGAAAUACUAGAGCCAAGUAUCACUAAACUUCAAGCCUUUGCUUGGAAGUUACGAGCGCCAAGGAAGAUGUGCCAUCUUAUAUGGCAAUUGAUAACGGGACAGGUAGCAGUAACGAGGAAUCUAGUAAGACGUAAUAUGAGGUGCGAUAAUUAUUGCCCAAGGUGUGGGGAAAUAGAGGAAUCUGUAACUCAUGCAAUAUUUGAAUGCCCUCCAGCCCUGCAAGUAUGGUCUUUAUCGGCAACUCCUACAAGUCCAGGUUUAUUUCCAGUGGCAAGCGUUUACACAAACAUGGACUAUCUUUUCUGGAGGAAGAAUAAUAUCAUUGCACCAGACCAAGACAGGGAUCCUUAUCCCUGGCUAAUAUGGUAUAUUUGGAAGGCUCGUAAUGAUAAGCUUUUCAGGGGUAUAGACAGAGACCCUUUGGAACUCGUUCGAUACGCAGAGAGUGAAUGUCAAGCCUGGUUUAACGCGAAUGAGACGGUACCGCCACACGUCCAGGCUACCAAUAAUGUUGCAAACCAAGUCUUAAGCUUGGGUAAUAUCUGUCUACUAGAUGGAUCUUGGACAGCUUCUGACCGCUUUAGUGGAUGUGGAUGGGUCUGGAUGGAUAGUAGGGAGGACAUACAACUUAUGGGAACACGAAACUUCACUCGAUGUGAAUCAGCGCUGCAUUCGGAGGUAGAAGCGCUGCGAUGGGCGAUGGAGAACAUGCUUCAACACUCGCCGUGCCAGAGCUUUGGAACUGACUGCAUGGAGCUGAUUGCAAUGAUAAAUGAACCCCAGGAGUGGCCAAGAUUUGCGACAGAGCUGGAGAAGAUAGAGACGCUGCUGAUUUGUUUUCCCAAUUUCAAAAUCACCCAUGUUGAGUAUGACGAUCUAUAUUACCCUGUAUGGUUUCACGAUUUGGUCCAAGGUCCAGUAGCAAAGGAGAUUAUUGAAGUCGAAUUUUCGGGGUUACUGAAGCUAAAAUGGGUCCUCUUCAAAUGUGAAUGGUUCGACCCCGUUGUUAACCUAGGUGUUCCGGUUAACAAAUUUGGUGUUGUGGAUGUCAAUUCUUGGAGAAGAUACAACAAGUUCGAGACUUUCAUCCUAGCUUCUCAAGUCGAGCAAGUUAGCUUCCUUCCAUACCCUCGCCUUCGCAGUUUUGGGAUAAACUGGUUAGCUGUUAUAAAAAUUACACCUCAUGGACGAAUUGUUGCUGGAGAAGAACCACCUUUGCAAGAAGAAGACGCUAUCAAUGAAGUUGAUGUACCUGAUCAACAACUUAAUGCAAUCCUUCUGAUCGAUCCGGAAAACCAACAAUAUGAAGAUCUUCCCGAAGAUGUGACAGAUGAAGCACAUGAAGACGAAUUCGAUGGAAGCGAUGAUGAUCAUUGUACUGAUCUUGAUGAGAACGAAAACGAUUCAGAAUGA
This is a messenger RNA of Brassica rapa (field mustard), 3672 nucleotides long. RefSeq lists its product as uncharacterized. Gene Ontology annotation, molecular function: nucleic acid binding; RNA-DNA hybrid ribonuclease activity. The record is from RefSeq and is a predicted model, not a curated record. NCBI's taxonomy places the organism in Eukaryota, Viridiplantae, Streptophyta, Magnoliopsida, Brassicales, Brassicaceae.